Messenger RNA from Cryptomeria japonica (Japanese cedar), 3912 nucleotides. RefSeq lists its product as uncharacterized. The transcript is spliced from 12 exons. Gene Ontology annotation, biological process: maturation of SSU-rRNA. Bases 627 to 3494 code for a protein of 955 amino acids. The record is from RefSeq and is a predicted model, not a curated record. Lineage: Eukaryota; Viridiplantae; Streptophyta; Pinopsida; Cupressales; Cupressaceae. Gene Ontology annotation, cellular component: small-subunit processome; Pwp2p-containing subcomplex of 90S preribosome. Gene Ontology annotation, molecular function: protein binding; snoRNA binding.
GGUGAAUAGAAAAACAUAUACCUAGGCCUAAAGAAAACCAAUGAACAGAGGACGAGAUCCGUAGUCUUACCAGUUGACGUGGCAUUGCUUAUUGCACUUCAAGAAAUCGGGGGUAGUGAAGAUCUCAUUCGAUUGGGGUUAUCCAACUCGACCUGCUCCAAGAUUGUCUUUCGAUUCCAGCUAUAUAGACAGGGGCACUGGAGGCCUAUCUAUAGUUGAUUCGUAGUUGUGCUGGCUAUUACGGCGAUUAGACUGCAGUGACGUCACCAAUAUUUUGUAAAUGAAAACAGUGAAAAUUUAACCGUCAGGAUUGUUUACAUCGUCUUGCAACCCGUCUCCAGCAUUCUGUGCGGAUUCCUAAAGUUAGCCGGUGCGUUUCAUAUAACGAAACGCCUUCGGCGUAAAAAUUGGUUUAAGGUUUAUUCAAGGAUUUUAGGUAUCCAAUGUAGAAGUUUUUGACGCUGAGAAGGAAAUAUUUCUCAAGCCUGCACGGAUUUUUGACCAAAGGUUUAGUUGCAGGAGUCAAAAAUGGUUAAAGGGUUUUAGGUGUCCAAGAUAAAAGUUUUCGAAGGAAUAUUUCUCAAGCCUGCACGGUUUGUCUUGAAGCAACUGUACCAGUAGGAAAAAUGGUUAAAGCUUAUUUGAGAUACGAGGCAGCAAGCGUUUUUGGGGUUGUGACGUCUCACGAAUCUAACAUCACCUUUGAUAAUAGCGGAAAACUAAUAUUAUGCGGUGCAUUGGAGCAGCUGAUUAUAUGGAAUGUCAAGAAGGGUGAAUGCGCAAAUAAGCUUAUGCAGACUUCUGCAAACACCGGGGCACAACCUGCUGUUACUUCUAUUGUCUGCAUGCCUUCUUCCAACUCUACGGUUGCCAGUGGAUAUGCUGAUGGCAGUAUAAGAAUAUGGGAUGCAGUUAAAGGUACUUGUGAAACUACUUUGAAUGGGCAUAAAGGAGCCAUUAGUGUGCUAUGCUAUAGCAAAACAGGUUACUUGCUUGCAUCGGGAAGCAAAGACACAGACAUUGUCAUAUGGGAUGCAGUUGGUGAAGCAGGACUUUUUCGUCUUCGUGGUCAUCGAGAUCAGGUGACAGAUCUGGUUUUUCUAGAAGGUGACAAAAGGCUUGUAAGUUCUUCCAAGGACAAUUUAAUGCGGGUUUGGGAUCUUGAUACUCAAUACUGCAUGCAAAUUAUUUCUGGUCAUCAUAGUGAAAUCUGGUCUAUAUGUGUGGAUCCUGAGGAGCGCUUCCUUGUCACUGGCUCAGCUGAUCAUGAACUACGUGUUUAUAAUAUCCAUCAAGAAAUGCAUAAAGAACAGAGUAUUGCCAAUGAACCUAAGGAUUCUAAUCUAGAGAAUGAUGAUAGUCACAUUCUGAAACAAAGUAAGUGGGAAGUCUUGACUUAUCUUGGAGGCAUUAAGAGGCAAAAUAAGGACAGGGUUGUAACAAUAAGAUUUAAUAGUACUGGGUCACUUCUUGCCUGCCAGAUAGCUGGGAAGGUGGUUGAAAUAUUCCGCGUUUUGAGUGAAAAAGAGGCAUUGAAGAAAGUAAAACGAAAAAGUCGUAGAAAGCGUGAAAAGGCUCUGAAGAAAGCUGGUACAGAAGUAGUUAACAAUGAAGGCAGUGAUCCUGUGGAGAAUGUAGAAAAUGAUUUUGGUGGCAAGUCUGCUUCUGAUGUUUUCCAGUUUGUUCAAAUUCUACGAGCAAAACAUAAAAUCCGUUCAAUUUCUUUUUGUCCCAUUCCACCAAAGAAAGGGAUUAAAGCUACCAUAGCAGUAUCUCUUCACAACAAUGCAUUGGAAGUUUAUGAGGUUGGUGAAGAGUCAUCAGUACAAAUACAUGCCAUUCAUCUUCCAGGGCAUGCAUCUGACAUAAGGAGUCUUACAUUGAGCUCUGACAACUCGUUACUUAUGUCAACUAGCCAUAAUUCAGUGAAAAUUUGGAACCCAAGCACUUGUUCCUGCCUGCGUACAAUGGAAGCAGGUUAUGGACUUUGUAGCUCUUUUGUCCCUGGGAAUCGGUAUGCAGUUGUUGGUACAAAAGCUGGAACAGUGGAAAUAUUUGACAUCGGAGCUGGUGAACGAUCCAAUGUUAUAGAAGCUCACUCAGGAUCUGUUUGGUCUCUUGUGCCAAUGGUAGAUGGGUCUGGGUUCAUAACUGGAAGUGCAGAUCAUGAUGUUAAAUUUUGGGAAUAUCAACUUGUGCAAGAAAGUGAUCAGGCCUCACAGUGGCUAACUGCACGGAAUGUAAGGACUUUGAAAAUGACAGAAGAUGUACUCAUGGUUAGGCUUAGUCCCACUGGCAAACACAUUGCUGUUGCUUUGUUAGACUCUACAAUCAAGGUGUUUUUUGUUGAUACUUUGAAGUUUUUCUUGUCUCUCUAUGGCCACAAAUUGCCUGUUCUUUGCAUGGAUAUUUCUUCAGAUGGUGAUCUGCUUGUCAGUGGUUCAGCAGACAAAAAUUUGAAGAUCUGGGGGCUUGAUUUUGGUGAUUGCCAUAAAUCUCUUUUUGCUCAUGCUGACAGUGUCAUGGCAGUUCAGUUUGUGCGCAACACACACUAUAUGUUCAGUGUAGGAAAAGAUCGACUAGUGAAGUAUUGGGAUGCAGAUAAGUUUGAAUUGCUAUUGACAUUGGAAGGGCAUCAUGCUGAAGUUUGGUGCCUUGUAGUUAGCAGUCAUGGUGACUUUAUUGUAACUGGUUCUCAUGAUCGUUCUGUUCGGCGGUGGGACCGUACUGAAGAACCUUUUUUCAUUGAGGAAGAGAGAGAAAAGAGGUUGGAGAACAUGUUUGAGUCAGGCUUGGAUGAUACUGUUGAUGGUCAGUUUGGACUAAGAGAAGACAUUCCAGAGGAAGGGGCUGUUGGGAUGGCAGGGAAAAGAACACAGGAGACAGUUACUGCAACAGAUUCUGUGAUUGAAGCAUUAGACACAUCAGAAGUUGAAACUGAGCGUCUUUGUCAGCAUGAGGAAGAAAUGAAGAAUGGAUUGACGACACAAUUUCAACCAAACAUAAUGAUGCGUGGUCUUUCUCCAUCUGCUUAUGUUCUACGAGCAGUCUCUGUUGUUCGGACUAAUGAUCUUGAACAAACCCUUUUGGCUUUACCCUUUACAGAUGCUUUGAAACUCUUCUCAUACAUGGAGGAAUGGAUAUCUGAUGGUGAUAAGGUUGAGCUUGUUUGUCGCAUUGCUACAUUGCUGCUUCAAAUACAUCAUCAGCAACUUGUUUCCACUCCUGCAGCUAGAUCUGUCUUGACCACUCUACAAGGAAUUCUUCGCAGCAGGGUGAAGGGCUGCAAAGAUGUACUAGGUUUCAAUCUUGCAGCAAUGGAUCACCUCAAGCAAUUAAUGGCAGCAAGGUCUGAUGCCCCCUUUAAGAAUGUGACGUCAAAGCUUAUGGAUAUUCGUGCUCGUCUUUCUAAAAAAAUAGAUGGGAAGAUAAAAUCAGAUGAUAAACCACACAAGAAGCAGAAAAGGUUUCAUAGGAUACAACUUGGAGCAUAAUUUCCCACAAGCAAGAGAGCGGAUUAACGACCAACUGGCAAAUGGACGUAUUUUUAAGCUUUGAGCGUAUUGGACUUUCAGUGAAAUAUUGUUACCAUAGUUGUGAAGAAAAGUGACCAAUUAAAUUAUGGUCAGCAAUGUAUCUCACAGCAUACUCUUGUGAGACGAUGCAUGUAAUUUGAUGGGUAAUGAAUUGCACUCUGCAAGCAAUUCACGUUAAUUCUAUAUUCAAUUGUAAACUAUGUUACCAGAAAUGCGACGGGAAUCCUCUAUUUCGUGUUUCAACGGCCGAAACACGUCUCUCGUCACAGACGGCCGUUGCCAAGCCCUAAUCACUGUGUGAAACAGUUACAAAAACAAAAAUCUUGCAAUUUUUUUAGAUAUUCCCUGCCUUUAAGGAAUCAAGUUUAUCCGUACA